AUGCGAACUUGGGAGAACCCGGUUACGCUUGCGUGUAACACGGCCUUCAAGAAAACUCUACGUUCUUGCAUUCUCCUCAUCAUCUUUAUCGCCGUGUUAUGUCCGGUCGUAAUGUCUCAGAUGGUUGUGCCAGAUUCAGAUGCAGAUUGUCUCCUGAGAUUCAAAGAUACAUUAGCAAAUGGUUCGGGGUUUAAUAGCUGGGAUCCAUUAACAUCACCAUGUCAAGGAAAUGACGCGAAUUGGUACGGUGUUCUAUGUACCAAUUUCGUUUAUGGGUUACAACUUGAAGGAAUGAGUUUAACCGGGACGUUAGACCUAGAACCACUGGUUCCUAUGAAGAAUCUACGAACCAUAAGCUUCAUGAACAAUGAGUUCGAUGGCCCAAUGCCUCAUGUUAAUAGGCUUACUUCUAUGAGAUCUUUGUAUUUGUCUAAUAACCGGUUUUCGGGGGAGAUACCAGCAGAUGGAUUUCAAGAUAUGCCCCAUUUGAAGAAGAUUUUCUUGGCGAAUAACGCGUUUCGUGGGACAAUCCCUGAUUCUUUAACUUCUUUGCCAAGGCUUAUAGAGGUGAGGCUAAAUGGUAAUCAGUUUCAAGGGCAUAUACCAUAUUUUAAACAAGAGGAUCUUAAGUUAGCUAGCUUUGAAAACAAUGAUCUAGAUGGACCCAUCCCUGAAAGCCUUCAAAACAUGGACCCUGGCUCUUUUGCAGGUAACAAAGAUUUGUGUGGUCCUCCCUUAAGUCCAUGUUCUAUUUCCCCUCCGGGUAUUCCUGUUGAUCCAAGAUCUCAUCCUAGUCCUCCCCAGGAGAAGAAGACUGGAUCUUUUAACACUAUAGCAAUAGUUUUGAUCUCUAUUGGAAUAAUACUAGUGAUCAUCACGCUUGUGAUCUGUUUCAUCCAAUCAAGAAGACGAAACUGCUUGUCAGAUUAUCCUUCAGCUGGUAAAGAAAGGGUAGAGAGCUACACUUAUCAUGAACCCGAGAUUAAUAAGAUCAAUAAACCAGCGGAAUCUGUUGUGAAUCACGCAAGGAGAGGAUCCAUGCCUGAUCCAGCAGGCAGGCUUCUGUUUGUGAGGGACGACAUUAAAAGAUUUGGUCUUCAAGAUCUUCUUAGAGCUUCAGCUGAAGUUCUUGGCAGCGGAACGUUUGGUGCUUCAUACAAAGCAGCGAUAUCUAGCGGACAAACAUUUGUCGUGAAGAGGUAUAAAAAUAUGAACAAUGUUGGAAGAGAUGAGUUUCAUGAGCAUAUGAGAAGGUUAGGGAGAUUAAACCAUCCGAAUCUAUUGCCUCUUGUCGCUUACUAUUACCGGCGAGAAGAAAAACUCUUAGUCACUCAGUUUAUGCCUAAUAGUAGCUUGGCGAGCCAUCUUCAUGCAAAUCAUUCCGCGGAGCAACCUGGAUUGGACUGGUUAACACGUUUAAAGAUCAUAAAAGGAAUAGCAAAUGCUUUAUCUUACUUGUUCAAGGAGCUACCAACUUUAACUAUCCCUCAUGGUCAUAUAAAGUCGUCGAAUGUAGUUUUAGACGAAUCACUUGAGCCAUUGUUAACAGAUUACGCUCUAAGACCGGUGAUGAGCUCAGACCAUGCACAUAACUUCAUGACUGCAUACAAAUCACCAGAGUGUAGACCAGAGAAAGGACAAGCCUUGACAAAAAAGACAGAUGUUUGGUGUCUCGGCGUGUUGAUAUUGGAGCUUUUGACAGGGAGAUUCCCUGAGAAUUAUUUGACGCAAGGUUAUGACCCGAACAUGAGUCUUGUGACAUGGGUUAAUGACAUGGUUAAGGAGAAAAAAACAGGUGACGUGUUUGACAAGGAAAUGAAAGGGAAGAAGAAUUGUAAAGCGGAAAUGAUUAGUUUGUUGAAAAUAGGGCUGAGAUGCUGUGAAGAAGAAGAAGAGAGAAGGAUGGAGAUGAGAGAAGCUGUGGAAAUGAUUGAGAUGUUGAGAGAAGGUGAACCUCGUGAUGAGUUUGGUUCUAUAGAUCAUCCAGGGAGUGAUAGUUUACAUUCUUCGAUAAUGUUGGAUGGUGAUGAAUUUUGUUUUUAG
Messenger RNA from Eruca vesicaria subsp. sativa (arugula), 2043 nucleotides. The record is from the annotation of a GenBank genome assembly. NCBI's taxonomy places the organism in Eukaryota, Viridiplantae, Streptophyta, Magnoliopsida, Brassicales, Brassicaceae.